UUUUCAGUUUCCCUUUCCUCUACUUCAUUUCCAUACUUUUUUUUUCUGCUGCUCAGAAUUCUUUUAAAAACUAGAAGCCCUCAGUUCAGUGAUCAGAGAGCUUUAGGUUAACAAACUGACCAAGAAAGAGUCAGGGUCAAGGAAUUAAGAGGAAAAAACAAAGUCACCAAACCUAUGAAACACGGAAGACACAGAGACUGUGAAGUGAAGAAGUGCCUUUGCAUUUGCAGGUAACACUCCACCUCCAACAUGGCCAGUGGCCUUUUGAUGUCAGCCCCAGUCUGCCUAAUUGAAAACAGUAAUGGGCAAUUCAUGGUGAACCAGGACGCAUUGCAGGUCCUUACUACAGUUACCCAGCCUGUGGUGGUAGUGGCGAUUGUGGGACUCUAUCGCACUGGAAAGUCCUACCUGAUGAACAAGCUGGCAGGGCAGAAUACUGGUUUCUCCCUUGGCUCCACAGUGCAGUCUCACACAAAGGGCAUCUGGAUGUGGUGUGUUCCUCAUCCCAAGGAGCCGAAUCACACCCUCAUUCUUCUGGACACCGAGGGGCUGGGUGAUGUGGAGAAGGGUGACAAUAAGAAUGACACAUGGAUCUUUGCCUUAGCUGUGCUACUGAGCAGUACCUUUGUCUAUAACAGCAUGGGCACCAUCAGCCAGCAGACCAUGGACCAGCUGCACUAUGUGACAGAACUGACAGAUAAAAUCAAGGCAAAAUCUUCCCCCAGCACUGAACAGAUGAAUGAUUCCAUGGAAUUUGCAAGUCUCUUUCCAGACUUUGUGUGGACUGUGCGUGAUUUCAUCUUGGAGUUGGAAAUUGAUGGGCAGCCUAUCACCUCUGAUCAGUACCUGGAGAAUGCCCUGAAACUGAAGAAAGGUACCAGUGAAGAAGCCAGAAUAUGUAUCCAGAAGUUCUUUCCAAACAGGAAAUGCUUCAUCUUUGUCCCACCGGCUCAUAGGAAGAAGCUCAAACAGCUUGAGGAACUUCAUGAUGAUGAGCUUGACAUUGACUUUGUGGAAAAUACUAAAAACUUUUGCGAUUACAUCUUCAAAAACGCUAAGGCCAAGACUCUCCCAGGAGGUGGCACGGUCAAUGGGUUCCGUCUAGGAAAACUGGUCCUAAACUAUGUUGAGGCCAUCACUAGUGGAGAUAUUCCCUGUAUGGAGAAUGCAGUCUUGGCACUGGCUCAGCUAGAGAACUCGGCUGCAGUUCAAAGGUCCCUUACACUGUAUGAAGAGAUGAUGAGACAGAAGGUCCGCUUCCCCACAGAAACCCUUCAAGAACUGUUGGACGCACACAUUGUCUGUAAGAGUGAAGCCACUAAAUCCUUCAUCAAGGACUCUUUCAAGGAUGUGAACCAGGAAUUUCAAAAAACACUGGAGAUUCAGCUAGAAGCCAAGCUAGAUGACUUCCAUAAACAAAAUGAAAGAGAGUCCCUAGACCAGUGUACUGCUUUGCUUCAGGCUAUUUUCAGUCCUCUGGAGGAAGCAGUGAAACAGAAUGCCUUCUCCAAACCAGGGGGCUAUGGCAUGUUUCUUCAGAAGAAGGAAGAGCUCAUAUAUAAAUACCACCAGCAACCCAAGAAGGGCAUACAGGCAGAUAAGACUUUGGAAGAAUAUUUGAAGUCAAAGGAAACUGUAGCUGAUGCAAUUAACCAGACAGACAAAAUGCUUACUGCAAAAGAAGAAGAGAAGAAAGAGCAACAGAGGAAAGCACAAGUUGCAGCAGAUGCUGCAAGAGCUUUGGAAAUACAGCAAAGAAGGCAGGAGCAGAUAAGGCUGGAAAAUGAAAGAAGACAGCAAGAGCAACUAAGGCAAAUGGCUGCCAAUAUAGGAGCCCAGAGGAGGCAGUGGUUGGCAGAGCAAGAGAGAGAACAGGCUAGGAGACUACAGGAACAAGCCCAAUUACUUCAGGAACAGCAAAGGAGGGAGAUUGCUGAACAACAACGCCAGAUCCAGAUUUUGCUGGCCCAACAUCAUAACUGUAACUCAGAUAAUGACUGUAUUAUAUUGUGAAGAUAAGAGCUUCACAUCUCACUCACUCACAGCUACAGUGUCAUUUAAAUGAGACAUAUUUAUCCUUGGGACAGUACACAAGAGACCCAGCUUGCUGAAAUAAGAAUAGAAUUAUACAAUUGCAUGAUUAAAUGUAUCUCAGAAAGCAUUUAUCAAACCUGAGCCCAAAGGACAUGUCUUUUUUUUUUUUUACAAUAUCCAUGACAAGUAAGUGGUCAUUCAGCUUCAGCUCAAAGACCCCCAAGGAUGGAGAAUUCACUCCCUUUAUAAGUAAGGUAAACCCAUUCCAUUUUUGGUCAGCCCUCUUUGUUCAGAGGUCUUUCCUUCACAGGAGCAGGGAGCUUUCCCUGCAAAUGCCAUCUAGUCUGCUCCCUGUGAAUGAACUCAUCUUGUUUAAUCCUCUUUUGCAUGACAACCUUUUAACUAUUUGAAGACAAAUAUCACGUAACAGAAAUUGGAAAAGAAGACAAGAAAAAAGAGUAGGAAAGGGACAUUUGGUAGGUUAAAGCACAGCCAACAAGAUGUUUGCUGCCACCAUGCUUUCCCAUGUGGGGUCUCUUUAAUUCUCUUUUCAUUAUGAUUAUAGGGAACUGUGCAAGUACUCUCCUCCCUCACUCUGAGGAAUGUCAAUAAAUCAGUGCUGUUUGCUACAGAUUAUUAUACCUGCAGUUGCAGUUGGGCUAUCACCCCAGGACUUGAGCUUAAGUGCCUCUGAUCAGUGGAGAUAGAGGCUGAGCAGCUGAGUAGGGGAGGAGGUGAAAGAUGUGUGCCCAGUCAAUGUAUAAGCCCAGAGAGUCACAUCCCAGGGGCAGCAGGCUAGGCAAGGGUGAGAGUUGGGAAAUAGUUCUCUUCUUGCUGGGGCCUCUGAAAGCAGAGGAGGUUGGGACCUAGAGGUAGACCUGAAGGGAAAUUUUGAACUGGGCUUCAUUAAGGUGGGAACAGCAACUGUACCUCCGGUCCCAUCAAUCUCUAGGAAAGCUACCAACUGCUCUUCUAGGGCUUCCCCUAUGGGCAUUAGCAGUUGUCAUUGGGUCCACACCAACAGUUCUUGGAGAUUUGAAGAUGUGAAGGGGUGGGUCUCCCAAGCCCUUGUCCUCUCUUUCUCCUUCCCCUCUUCCCCCCAUCUUCUUCUUUGUCCUUUUCCUUCCUCCCCUUCUUCCCUCAUCUUUUUGCCUUUCCCCCUCCCCUCUCUCUCUCUCUCUUCCUCCUCCUCCUCUUUCACAAUUCGUCCUUGAGAGUAGAGCAAAAACUACUCCAGAUUUUCCCAAGUUUCUGUCAGUAGAAGUUGUAGGUUGAGAUCAGAACACUGUACUCAUGACUAAGUAGACAGUGGGGCAGUUAAAUGUCACCUUGAGCUCCUGGGUAGACGAACCAAUUUAACAAGUCCUUUAGGACCAGGAUUGUGAAAGGAGUUUGGAAGAUGGAGAAGCUAGUCCAGACCCUAUGCUGACUUUGCAGCCUUCUUCAAUGCCAAAGGAUUAGGAUGUAAACUCUGAGGGCAAAGAUCAUCAUUUUCCCCCACCUUUGAAUUCCCAAGGUCUAAGGUAGCCUUGUACAUACUAGAUGCCUAUGAAUUUUUCUAACUAAAUGAAAAAACAAAUAUCUGAUGUUACAACUUUCUACUCUAGUGAUAUGUCUUCUUCUGUACCACUAGGUUCUUUCCGUGGAAUGUCACAAUUUCCUCCUCACUCACCUUUGUAUUAAACCUGAUUUCUGUAGAAA
This is a messenger RNA of Phascolarctos cinereus (koala), 3735 nucleotides long. Its product is annotated as guanylate-binding protein 1-like. The record is from RefSeq and is a predicted model, not a curated record. Gene Ontology annotation, molecular function: GTP binding; GTPase activity. NCBI's taxonomy places the organism in Eukaryota, Metazoa, Chordata, Mammalia, Diprotodontia, Phascolarctidae.